UUUAGCAACAACGUGUUUGCCGGGCACAAAAUUCUGGAAGCGACUGUGAAGUGUCAUGUUGUCUCAAGAAGUCUUUUCUAAAAGUUUCAAAUAAGGAGCUGAAGUGAGCGGCGUUUCUGUUACCAAUACUGCGACAAGCUGCCAGAGUUUACCCAACCAGCACCUCGCAUCAUAGCUCACACAAGGUGGCAAAGACAAUUGUAGAGAUGACACGAAACAUGUUUUGGACACUCGGACUUCUUUAUUUUGUUUUAUCUACAAAGGUAGAUGUGGAGGCCAGUGACGGUGACGCCGUGUUCAUCCGGGAGUUCACCCUGACCAGUCGUGACGACCCUCCAGGCGAUCAUCUCCAUGAAAGCCCCAGCAACCACAAGCCAGAAGACCCCAGCUCCCGGACGGCGCGUUCAGAGGAGGACCGGGACACGCUGUGGGACGCCUGGGGCUCCUGGAGCGAGUGUUCCCGCACCUGUGGGGGAGGGGCCUCCUACUCCCUCCGCCGCUGCCUCAGCUCCAGGAACUGCGAAGGGCAGAAUAUCAAAUAUCGCACAUGCAGUAAUGUGGACUGUGCCCCUGACGCGGCAGACUUCCGCGCCCAGCAGUGCUCCGCCCAUGCCGACGUGCGUUACGACGGACAGUACCACGAGUGGCUGCCGGUGGACAACGACCCCGACAACCCGUGCGCCCUCAAGUGCCGGGCCAAGGCGUCGGGUCAGGUGGUGGAGCUGGCUCCCAAGGUGCUGGAUGGCACGCGCUGCUACACCGAGUCCCUGGACAUGUGCAUCAGCGGGGCCUGCCAGAUUGUGGGGUGCGACCACCAGCUGGGGAGCACAGUGAAGGAGGACAGCUGUGGCGUGUGCAACGGCGACAGCUCUUCCUGUAGGCUGGUGCGAGGACACUACAAGUCCCAGCAUUCUUCCGGAAAGACGGAGGACCAGGUCAUCGUGAUUCCUUAUGGGAGUCGACAUGUUCGUCUGGUCCUGAAAGGCCCGGAUCACUUGUAUGUGGAGAGUAAGACCUUACAGGGAGGGAAAGGUGAACUGGCUUUGGCAGCUUCUGGACAGUACCACCUGGAGAACACAACCCUGGACUUCCAGAAACUGUCUGACAAGCAGGUCCUGAGGAUCACAGGCCCCCUGGGAGCUGACUUCUCCAUGAAGGUUCGAUUCACCAGCGGAGUGGACAGUGUGGUCCAGUUCAUCUUCUACCAGCCCAUCGUUCAUCGCUGGAGGGAAACAGACUUCUUUCCUUGCUCAGUGACCUGUGGCGGAGGAUAUCAGCUGACUUCGGCUGAGUGCUUUGACCAGCGGAGUCAGCGUGUUGUGAUGGACCAGUACUGCCACUACUAUCCUGAGAAUGUUAAACCCAAGCCCAAGCUGCAGGAGUGCAACAUGGACCCCUGCCUGGCUAGCGAUGGCUACAAGCAAAUCCUGCCCUAUGACCUCUACCACCCUCUACCUCGCUGGGAGAACAGCCCCUGGACGGCCUGCUCCACGUCGUGCGGCGGGGGCAUCCAGAGCCGCUCCGUGUCCUGCGUGGAGGAGGACCUGCAGGGCAGCGUCACCGCCUCGGAGGAGUGGAAGUGUCUGUACGCCCCCAAGACCGCCAUCCUGCAGCCAUGCAACGCCUUCGACUGCCCCACCUGGUCGGCUCAGGACUGGUCGCCUUGCACCACGACCUGUGGACAGGGCCUGCGCUACAGGGUCGUCCUCUGCAUCGACCACAGAGGUCUCCAUGCCGGAGGCUGCAACCCCACCACCAAGCCCCACAUCAAGGAGGAGUGUCUCAUCACAGUCCCCUGCUUCAAACCCAUAGAGACCCUCCCGGUGGAGGCCAAGCAACAGUGGGCCAAGCAGGCCAUCGAGCUGGAGGAGGAGAUCGUUGUUUCUGAAGACCCCACGUUCAUCCCCAGCCCGUGGCUGCCUUGCAGUAGAACGUGUGGCACAGGAACUCAGAGGAGGACAGUGAGGUGUCAGGUCCUGCUGUCCUUCUCCCAGACCGUAGCUGACCUGCCCGACCACGAGUGUCAGGGGCCCAAGCCGGCAGAGAGCCAGCCCUGCUACCACACACCCUGCCCUGGGGUGGAGGAGGAGGAGGAGGAGGAGGAGGGAGACUGGCCCCCUCAGAAAGAGGAGCUUCAUGACUGGGAGAUGGAGGGUUUCUCAGAAUGCUCCAGAAGCUGUGGGACAGGGCUACGGGAGGCGGUGUGGAUCUGCCUGAACAAGCAGACGAGGGAGGCUGCAGAUGAGAGCCAAUGUGUGAGCUCCGACAGGCCUCCCCGGCUAUUGCAGAGCUGCAGCACCCAGCACUGCCCCCCCAGGUGGGAGGCGGGGCAGUGGACCUCCUGUUCGGCCACCUGUGGAGUGGGUCUGAUGACGCGCUCGGUGGUGUGCGUGCGGCGCCCAUCCCCAGACAGCAACCAGACGGAGAGGGUCAGGGACGAGGAGUGUCGAGCCCCCAAACCCAACCCCCUCCAGGCCUGCAACCGCUUCGACUGCCCCCCCAUGUGGGACCUGCAGGACUGGGGACAGUGUUCCCGUAGCUGUGGGGGAGGGGCCCAGACCAGAGAGGUGCUGUGUAAGCAGAGACUGUCUGACGGGAGCGUUCUGGAAUUACCAGACACGUUCUGCCCCAAGACAAGUCCUCCCUCCCAGCAGCCCUGUGGCCUGCUGCAGUGUCCUGCUCAGUGGGUCACCACCAGCUGGUCGCAGUGCUCGGUGACCUGUGGAGAGGGGCUCCAGAGGCGCCACGCGGCCUGCAGGAGGCCAGGGGAGGGCGACCAGUACCAGGCCGAGGCCCCCCAGGCCUGCGCCCCCACCCCCCAGCCCUCCACCGCGCGUCCCUGCUCCCCUGGGCCCUGCCAAAAGCCCAGCAGGUCUGACAAGACGGAGCCCGGCGUCCAGGCCCAGAGGAAGGUCUACAUCCAGCUGAGGAGAGACAAGAAGCUGCAUGCUGUGGCGGGCGGCUACGCCUACCUGCUCCCCUGGACCUCCGUGCAGCUCCGCUGCCCAGCCCGCCUCCGCGGCGGCCACACCCACUGGCUGAAGGACGGCAAGCCGCUCGCCGUCCUCCCCCACCUGGGCGACGUCCACAUCCAGCACCUCCGGGCCUCGGACGCUGGAGUCUACACCUGUGUAGCAGGCCAAGCCCAGGAGAACUUGGUGCUGAAGGUCAUCAGCAGCAAGCAGAAGGUGAACCAGCUGGCUGGGAACUCGGCGGGUGAUAGGACCCAGGAGGUGUUCCGGUACGACACCAUCGUUCAGCUCUUGCUCAACCAGAGAGGGGCCUCCCAGGAUUCAGCGGGUUUCACCGAGGACAAAAACAGGUCGACGCAGGACCGCAAGGACGCCGCAUCGGAGACGUACAGUCCCUCUAUGCUGGUGGUCGAGACGCAGAGGCUGGAUGAUUUCACCCACAACCUCUCCAAAGGCCUGGAGGGACGUGAGGGGGAGCAGGCCAUCGCCCGGCUCCUCGCUGAGCUCUCCGGGAGCCAGGACGAGAGCAACGAAUCCAUCCUGCAGCCAUCACAACGACCAGAGUUCUCCGUGCUCCCAGGCGCUCGGAAGCACACCUUCAAGGACUCACCCCAUUCUAGCAGAGCCAGAGGCCCAGUCCCGGCCCAGAGGCCUAGGAAGGUCGCCGGUUCGACGCCGUCUGCGGUGGUGGUCCGUGUGGGGACCCCGGUCGUACUGCACAGACAGGUGAGCAGUGUGGAGCUGAAGUGUGAGGUGUCGGGAGGACACGAGCCCACCGUCACCUGGACCAAAGACGGGAAGGAGAUACUUUACAGCGGCAGAGUGGCCCUGCAGGCAGAUGGCUCCCUGAAGAUCCUGUCUCCAGGCCAGGCGGACACAGGACUGUACACCUGCUCCAUCCCCGGACACCUGGGCUCCUCCUCUCUGGCCUCCUGGCUGCACGUCGCAGGUGAGAGAGGAGGUAACUGUUCUAACAACAUAGAGAACAGUUCACUCUGUCCAGACAGAGGAAACAACAGCCGGUCACACUGCCAUGGACAAGCCUGCCCCCUCAGGUGGCUUGCGUCCCCCUGGUCCCUGUGCUCGGCCAGCUGUGGCGGGGGGGUGCAGAGCCGCAGGGUGAGCUGUCUGAGCGGGCCGGAGCGGGGGGCCAGCAGGGUGGCGGCCCAGCGCUGUGUGGAGGGGGCAGGGAGGAGACCCGGCGACAGGCGACCCUGCAACACUCUGCCCUGUGUGAGGUGGGCUGCCUCUGGCUGGGGGCCGUGUCAGGGUCAUUGUGUUGGUCUUCGUUUGGCCACCCAGCACCGUCACAUCUCCUGUCAAGACCUGAAUGCCACCAAAGUCUCCCACAGAAUGUGCAGUGACCUCCACAGGCCCAGCUCCUGCAGGAACUGCUCCUCGGAGGCGUGUGCCCUGCAGUGGCGCGUCGGACCCUGGACACAGUGCACGGCCUCCUGUGGUCGCCAUGGCUUCCAGUCCCGACAUGUGACCUGCGCUCACCUGAGCAGCGGUAAAGCAGCCCAGGAACACCACUGCACCUGGAGGCCACGCCCCUCCAGCUGGCAACGAUGCAAUAUCCUGUCCUGUGGAAAAGGAAACCGUGCGUUGAAACCCUGUUCCUCUCGGUUCCUCAGCGGGCGAGUGUCUGGACAGCAGCAGGUACUGUGAGAAGGUACGACAGCUGGACCUCUGCUUGCUGCCACAGUUUAAGACGCGCUGUUGUCAGUCCUGCCAAGACACAUGAAGGGGGGGGGGCAGGUUGGAGAGAAGAGACUGGUGCAUGACCUCAGCGCCCACACCUCCCCGUCAGGAUGCGUCAGGAUGGGGGGGGCAGGAGUUUAGAGCGUUUGAGGGUGUGGAGGCUUCGGGUGGGAACAGCUGACAUCCAACCUCCUCCAUCCAUCAAAGGAAAGUGAGGGAGUGUACUAAAGGAUUUGUGUGACUAUUAAUUUAAACCUGACGAAAGCUUUGGUUUUGUUAUGUUUUAUCAUUCGUAAACCUGCAGAACAUGACAAAUUUCCAGACGACAAAAAUAGAUGAAGCGUACAGUUCCAUUGGGGAUACCAGAGUUGAACAACUCUGUAGAACAUUAGUGGGCUUUUUCUAAGCACUGGAUAUUGUAAGUUUGUCUUUUACAACAAUACUCUCCUUGAAAGUUCCAUUUAAAAUUCCUGUAUUUUUUAUUGUUUUCAGAAUCCUAGAAAUAUAAAUUUUUAAUAGAUGUAUAUUUGCACAUAGUGUUGUGAAAUACAGAGUAUGAUGGCUGGAUAAAAUUGCGAAAUGCUCCAAUGUAAAUGAAAGGCAAUUAUAAGAAAGGGUUCGUACUGAUAGAACUGACUGGACUAAAGGCUCAUGUUAGUUAGCAGAAGAAUCACAAGGUCUAAAUAAAGCAGAGGAAGGGUUCUAGUGGAAAGCUCAUGCUAAUGGCUUUGUAGUUUCCUACAAACCCUCAUUCUUGCUGCUUAGAUUGCACUAUUGUGGUUGGAUUUGUGUAGUGGUCGACUCAUAUUGACAAGGUCUAUGUGAACCUGUACAGCUAACAAAAAUAAAGGCAUGUUACCUGUUUUGCACUCAAUUCUUUGUUAAGAACAUGGCUUGGAGUUUGAAUUUAGUUUAUUUUUUAUUAAACCACUUUUUUUUAUGUUGUCAAGGAAUACAGUUUUAGCUGUGUGGAGGUAGGGCUUUUUUUUACCAAACAAUCUUGAUCAAGCAUAUCUUCAGUAAUUAGAUACAGGAUUCUAUUUUGAACCUGGUUUUGAUGUGCACUAAAUACUUGUUUGUUGGCAGGAAAGGCUGCUGUCCAGUCAGAAAGGGUGUCAUAUUUAUAUUAUAAAAGUGUUAGGCCAGGUAAAUGCUUUAAAAGCUGAAAACAAAGUAAUUCUGGGGAGACCAGGCAAGAUAUAUUCAUGUUCCCACUGCUAUAAACAUAAGCAGCUGUGAGGCCAGGAGUUAUUUUUUUUUAGUUUAGUCUAGUGAUGUAAUGAUGUUUACUAAGUGUAUAAUUGGGUUAGUGUUUGUGAUCUGUAUUGUUUAUCAACUAUUUAUUGUCAUAGUUUCCUCUGCAAAUGUAAUUGUUUUGUAAAGAAUUAAAUAAUGUAUUUGUAGUGUUUUUUUCUA
Molecule: messenger RNA, 6089 nt
Organism: Osmerus eperlanus (European smelt)
Lineage: Eukaryota; Metazoa; Chordata; Actinopteri; Osmeriformes; Osmeridae
Product: ADAMTS-like protein 1
Exons: 26
Coding region: 207-4640 (1477 amino acids)
Biological process (GO): extracellular matrix organization; proteolysis
Cellular component (GO): extracellular matrix
Molecular function (GO): metalloendopeptidase activity
Source: RefSeq, a predicted model, not a curated record